UGAUUGGUUCAUACACCUUAGCCUUGCGUGAUGUGGUCAAAGGUAAACAGAGGUCCAAACGUAUGGAAUGCAAGCUCAAGGACCACAAGGGCAGACAGUGUGAGGGGAUCGUUGUUUGCAAUGUCACCUACAAUGCUCCUCCAGGAUCUGAACCACCUCCAUCAGGUGGAGCCAAGGGAGGAGGUGGAGGAGAAGCCUCUGCAGGAGCUGUGCAGGAGGAAGGAGAAGAAGGAGAUGAAGAUGGCGGUGGCGGUAUGGAUGCCGGUGGUGAUGAUGGAGGCGAUGACGAUGGCGGUGAUGACGAUGCACCAGGAGGCGGAGGAGGAGGAGGAGGUGGAGGCAUUGGAGGCCUCAAGCGCAAGAAGAAGAGCCGCUCCAAACUCUCCAAGAAACCCCAAGACUUCCAGGUGAGGAUCAAGGUCUGGGAAGCACGUCAGCUGGCCGGCGGUAACAUCCACCCAGUCUGUAAAGUGACUGUCUCUAAUCAGACCAAGAUGACCAGGGUCAAGAAGUCAACUAACAGACCUUACUAUGAUGAGGUAUUUUUCUACAAUUUCCACAUGAGCCCUGCCGAGCUUUUUGAUGAAGUAGUCAACUUCCAAGUAUUCAACUCCCGUCAGCUGCGUAGUGAUGCCCUGAUCGGCGACUUUAAGCUCGAUGUCGGCUCCAUCUAUGAGGAGGAAGAUCACAACAUCGCCAACAAAUGGCUGCUGCUGUCCAAUGCUGAUGAUGCCAAUGCUGGAGCUAAGGGAUACCUCCUCGUUAGCAUGGGUGUGCUAGGAUCAGGAGAUGAAGCUCCUGUGUUCAAGAAAGCAGAUGAAGCAAAUGACAUUGAAACAAAUUUGUUGAGACCUGCUGGUAUGUCUCUCCGUAAAGGAAUGUUCAUAGUGAAAGCUUACCAUGCUGAAGAUGUUCCACAGAUGGACCCUGGAUUCUUUGAAGGUGUGAAGAAGUUCUUUGGUGGUGGUGAUGGUGAACAGAAGGAACUUGUAGAUCCGUACCUCAUCGUUGGAUUUGCUGGAAAGAAGAUCCAAUCAUCUGUAAAGCAAUGUGAUCAGAACCCACAAUGGAAUGAAGAAAUCCGUCUUCCAAUUCGGUUCCCGUCCAUGUGUGAACGUCUCAAACUCCAGCUGAGGGACUGGGAUCGUCUAUCAAGUGAUGACUACAUUGGAACUGCCUUCCUGGAUCUAUCUUCCAUGUCAAGCCCAGGAGAAGAAGGUUUCCUACCAACAUUUGGGCCAACAUUUGUGAACUUCUAUGGUUCAACCAGAGAGUUUUCAGACCUGCCAGAUCAGUUUGAAGAUCUCAACAUGGGCAAGGGUGAGGGUGUGGCUUACAGAGGGCGUGUCCUUGUCAAGAUCGAGACCAAGCUCGGAGACCACCCAGAGAAGAACCUUGUGGAGAUCGAGAACGCCGAGGUACAACGAGUCGGGAAGUUCCUCAGCAGACGCAAGUACCGUCUCUACUGCGCCGUCCUGGACGCUACCAUGGUCAGCGAGUCUGACGAUCCCGUUGAGUUCGAGGUUAGCAUCGGCAACUACGGUAACAAGCUGGAUGACACCGUGGCUCCUCAACCGUCCACCACCCAGCCGACCAACGCGGUGUACGAUGGAUGCAGGUAUUACUUCUUGCCGUGGAGUGAGAACAAGCCACUGCUGAUUGUCAACUCUGACUGGGAGGAUAUCUCCUUCAGAUUGGAUACUCUUAACAUGAUCCUACGCAAAACUGAACGAUUGGAAGCCAAUAUGGAGGAAGUCCGCCUGUCUAUCAAGUCUGGAGCCCCACAAGCAGAGAUCGCUGCUCAGCUCAUCGGCAUGAUUGAUACUCUCAUUGCUGACUGCAGGAUGCCCCUUCCUAAUAUUGAUGAGUUAAAAGACAAGGUCAAUGAACUUGACCGCCGCAAGUACGAUCGCCGUGUCUACGCCUUGCAAACCAUCGCCAAUGAUGCCCUGAAGUUGCGAGAAAAUGCGACUGAUGUGAACGAGGCCAUGGAUGAUGUAGAAGGAUACCUACAUCUACUGCAAGAUCUUGCUGUAGAGCCCCAGAACUGCAUGCCCGAUGUGAUCAUCUGGAUGUUGAGUGGAAGCAAGCGUAUCGCCUACACACGCUUCCCGGCCUACCAUCUUCUCUAUUCCUCCCGCUGCGAGGAUGCUUGUGGCAAGUUCUGCGGAAAGAUCUCAAGCUUCUUCCUCAAGGAACCAACGACCGAGCCCGACAAGAGAGCACCGGAUAGAGUUCCAUCCAUGAGUGGAAUGCCAAUGUUCCCAGGGAAGAAGACCAGCAACAUCGGGGUCAAGGAGGUACCGGGAAUGAUCAGGGCCAAGAUGUGGCUCGGCCUUGAGAAGGACAGUCCUCAGUUCCAGGGUGGACUCACAGACUCCAGCAUUGUGGUCUUUGCAGAGACGUAUGAGAAUCAGAUGAGUGUUAUAGGUAACUGGACCAGCAAGGCACUGCCAAGACCAAAAUGGUCUGAUGCAUCAGGAAAGAUCAAACUACCGAAGGAGAAAUUCCAGCUGCCUCCUGGAUGGCGAUGGGACGGUGAUUGGUUCAAGAGCCCCGAACUCAGCUUGAUGUUCGAUGCAGAUGCAGGACAGACCAAGUUCCUGGAAGACAUCUAUGAGCACGAGCAAAGGAACAUCCCUGGAGGGGCGUGGCAGGUCGCUACUGUACCUUACGCCAAUGUGAAAGGAGAUCCCACUGCUAAGAAGGAUGAGUUCGAAUGCCCUGAAGGAUGGGGUUGGGAUGAUGCGUGGGCUCUAGAUAACAACAGAGCUUGUGAUGAAGAUGGUUUUGAGUAUUGUGUGGAAUCAUCUGUUGCUAGCUGGGGACCUGUUGAGAGGACGUACCAUCUGUGCAGACGUCGACGAUGGGUUCGACCUCGAUCUCUUGUUGCUGACCCCAAGGCUUUGGCUAAGAAAAAGAAGAAGGAGAUGGACCAGCAGGAGGGGUGGGAGUACGCCCCUCUCUUCAAUAUGAAAUUCCAUGCUUCCGAGAGAAAGAUGGACAUGGUCCGUCGACGACGAUGGCAUCGCAAGAUGUUGGCCGAGUCUCCAAAUGCUGCAGCGGUCUUCUCCGUGACAGGACCUGAUGAUGAAGAGGAUAAGAAGGACAAGGACAAAGAUGAUAAGGCCUCCAGGAAGUCAGCACCAAGGAUAUUCGUCAACUACUCAGUAUCUCACAAGUACCAAUUGAGAGCAUACAUCUACCAGGCCAGGGAUCUCAUUGCUUCUGAUUCAGAUAGCUUCUCAGAUCCAUUUGCAUACGUGAGCUUCCUGAACCGCAGUCAACAGUCUGAGACCAUCAAGACUACCCUUAGUCCAACCUGGGACCAGACCUUGAUCUUUGAUGAGAUUGAGAUCCACGGAGAUCCAAAGAUCAUUGCUGCCAACCCGCCGGACAUCUGCAUUGAGGUCUUCGACUUUGACAGUUUCGGAAGCAAUGAAUUCAUGGGCCGUACAGUAGUGCGCCCUCUUGUGAAGCUAGAUGCUGCUGAUCAGCGUGUUGCUCGUCUGGCCUGGCAUCAGUUCUAUAAGGGGUCUGGAACGGCCGGAGAACUCCUCGCCUCCUUUGAACUCUUCUUGAUGUCUGAAGGCACGGAUCUUCCUUUCAUGCCACCAAAGAAGGGAGAAUUAUUCAUUGUUCCCAACGGUAUCAGGCCGGUUCUACAACGUACAGGAGUUGAGAUCCUCUGCUGGGGAGUUCGUAACAUGAAGAGGUACCAGCUAGCCUCUGUCACCUCACCCAGUCUUGAGUUUGAGGUCGGGGGUAAGAUCAUCAAGUCAAAGGUCAUCAAGAACACCAAGAAGAAUCCCAACUUUGAUCAGCCUCUCCUCUUCCUGGAAGUGCAUCUACCCAAGGAGGAGCUCUAUACCCCUCCAAUCAACAUCAAGGUCCGCGACCACCGGGCCUUCGGUCGCAAGCCUAUUGUCGGUGUGUGCUCCAUCAAGAAGCUUGAACCCUAUCGCUGCAUACCUGCCAUUGAGGGCGAAACCACAGAACCAGGGGAUGCACCAGCAACCAAUGGUAACGGUAAUGGUGCAAGAACCCCUGCACCUCCUCAACAGCAACAACAGCCCCAACAACAAGCACAACAACCACCACCACAACAACAACCCUCUGCUGAGGGGACAUCACCGGCUGAGAAAGGGAAAGAUGAAGAUGGUCUUGGUAUAACAGGAGACGAAGUGGCCCUUAUAACUAGCGAUUUAUUGGAAACAAGCAUACGGAAGUUAACCAAACCGAAGCCAGAGAUGCCUACACUGGCUGAAGAUGGCAAGACACCACUGCCCCCAGCUGCACAGACUGCUCCAGGUCAGCCAAGAGAGGGCAGCACACACAGUCAUGAGAAUGCUGGAGAGGGUGACCAUGUGAUCAUGAUGCCGGAAGAAGAACCUCCAAAGAAGGGAGACAAGAAGGGGAAGGGUGGAGAAGAAGAAAAAGUCAAGAAGAAGAAGAAAAAGAAAGGCAUCAGGAAGCUUGUUUCCUUUGGCAAGAGGAAACUGGGGAAGAGUUAUCGGGUUUGUAGCGAUAAAUUGACCCGCAAAACCCACCUUAUCACUCUCAGGGACCCAUUCCUAUGUACCACUCUCAAUCCUAAGGGAAGAAUGUGGAUCCCUUGAUGGAGAAUCUUAGUU
Messenger RNA from Lytechinus pictus (painted urchin), 4634 nucleotides. Its product is annotated as myoferlin-like. The transcript has 36 exons. NCBI's taxonomy places the organism in Eukaryota, Metazoa, Echinodermata, Echinoidea, Temnopleuroida, Toxopneustidae. The record is from RefSeq and is a predicted model, not a curated record. Gene Ontology annotation, biological process: plasma membrane organization; membrane fusion. Gene Ontology annotation, cellular component: membrane. Bases 63 to 4619 code for a protein of 1518 amino acids.